This is a messenger RNA of Tachyglossus aculeatus (Australian echidna), 1052 nucleotides long. It is a transcript of the gene XAF1, whose product is annotated as XIAP associated factor 1. Gene Ontology annotation, biological process: apoptotic process. Bases 29 to 910 code for a protein of 293 amino acids. The record is from RefSeq and is a predicted model, not a curated record. The transcript has 8 exons. NCBI's taxonomy places the organism in Eukaryota, Metazoa, Chordata, Mammalia, Monotremata, Tachyglossidae.
CAAAAUAAGAAGAGAAAGCAGAGGGAACAUGGAGACCGAGAAGGAGUUCCAGUACUGCAGGAAUUGUCAAAAAGAUGUGGCUUCCACCAACUUCUCCCUCCACGAGGCCCACUGCCUCCGCUUUCUGAUUGUCUGUCCGAUCUGUGACGAACCCAUCCAGAAGAAAGAAGAGAAGGCACAUCAGGCAAUAGCUCACCAGAAGGUGCGAUGCCAGUUGUGCCAACAAAGUAUGCAGCAGUAUCUGCUGGAGGAGCAUAAGGACCAGUGCACCAAGCGUCUAGUCCAGUGUGAAUUCUGCGAGGUGGACGUGCCCUUCAGCGGCCUGCAGGAGCACAAGGACCAGUGCGGAGCCCGGACGGAGCUCUGCUCCGACUGCCACAAGUACGUCCUCAUCAGAGACCAGAGCCGGCACAAGGAUGUCUGUCUGAACGUCAAGCACCAAGCCCCAAAGAAGCAGGUUCUUUGUCCAAACUGCAAACAAGAGAUUCUGAAAUCCCAGUUUUUCCAGCAUCAGAACCAAUGCAACCCACUCUCUGCAUUCACCAAGUUGCUGUCCACCCAUCACUUUAGAAAGUCAAAAAAUCCUCUCUCCGGGCCCAACUCGUCUUUUCCUGACCAAGCCGCUGGAGGAAGAGCGAAGGAGCCUCUCAAGGAGGAAAAGGGGAAGGAGUUCCCAUCGGCCUCCAAGCCUGUGGCCAGAAAGUGGUAUUCGGGCAGAGAGGCAAGGGGCGGCCUGGCUCUCGCUUCAGCCGAACGUCCCUGGGGACCACAGGCUCCCGGAGACGAGAGCGAAUUUGAUGUGCUGGAUAGCUGCCCCCAGUGCCACAUCCUACUCCCCAAGCCGACACUGCACCUACACCAGAAGAAGUGCCUCUUUUUAGCUUCUCUGAAAAGCUUGAAACUGAACUAAGGGCUUCCUUCACCAAAAGGGGUUUUGGGAAGUGAAAAUUGGACGAAUCUACUCUUUCUAUCAAAGAGCACUAAUAUUUUUUUCUCCUCUGCUGGCCUCUUUGAACUUGGCAUUUGCGUAAUAAUAAAGAAUCGUUCUGCUA